AUGGCGGAGAAGCCUGAAGUAUUGGACGCUGUGUUGAAGGAAACUGUGGAUUUGGAAAAUAUACCCAUCGAAGAGGUCUUUGAGAAUCUGAGAUGUAGCAAGGAGGGCCUCAGCAGUGAGGCUGCUGAGGAAAGACUGACCAUUUUUGGGCACAACAAGCUUGAAGAAAAGCAGGAGAGCAAAUUUUUGAAGUUUUUGGGUUUUAUGUGGAACCCUCUCUCGUGGGUUAUGGAAGCUGCUGCUAUAAUGGCCAUUGCUCUUGCAAAUGGAGGAGGUAAGCCUCCCGACUGGCAAGAUUUUGUGGGUAUUAUUACUCUCCUUGUCAUCAAUUCCACUAUUAGUUUCAUCGAGGAAAACAAUGCCGGUAAUGCGGCAGCAGCACUCAUGGCUCGUCUUGCUCCAAAAGCCAAGGUCCUUCGAGAUGGAAGGUGGAAUGAACAAGAGGCUGCAGUUCUAGUACCUGGUGACAUAAUCAGUAUUAAGCUUGGUGAUAUUGUUCCAGCUGAUGCUCGUCUACUUGAAGGGGAUCCUCUAAAAAUUGACCAGUCUGCACUUACAGGCGAGUCCCUUCCAGUGACAAAAAGCCCAGGGGAUGGUGUGUACUCUGGUUCGACUUGCAAACAAGGAGAGAUUGAAGCAGUGGUCAUUGCCACCGGUGUUCAUACCUUCUUCGGGAAAGCUGCUCACCUUGUUGAUAGCACUAAUCAAGUGGGCCACUUCCAAAAGGUCUUGACUGCAAUUGGGAAUUUCUGCAUAUGUUCCAUUGCUGUGGGGAUGGUAAUAGAGAUAAUUGUCAUGUACCCGAUACAAGACCGAGACUAUCGUCCUGGAAUUGACAACUUGCUUGUGCUUCUCAUUGGUGGAAUUCCAAUUGCAAUGCCCACAGUUCUGUCAGUGACAAUGGCUAUUGGGUCUCAUAGAUUAUCACAGCAGGGAGCUAUUACAAAGAGAAUGACAGCAAUUGAAGAGAUGGCAGGAAUGGAUGUCCUUUGCAGUGACAAGACUGGAACUCUAACAUUAAAUAAGCUUACUGUUGACAAAAAUCUUAUUGAGGUCUUUGCAAAAGGAGUGGAUCCAGAUACUGUUGUGCUGAUGGCAGCUCGAGCCUCCAGAGUGGAGAAUCAAGAUGCAAUAGAUACUGCUAUAGUUGGGAUGCUCGCUGAUCCUAAGGAGGCACGUGCUGGUGUUCAAGAAUUACACUUCCUUCCUUUCAACCCUACUGAUAAACGAACUGCAUUAACAUAUCUUGACCGUGAUGGUAAAAUGCAUAGAGUUAGCAAAGGUGCACCAGAGCAGAUUCUAAAUCUUGCCCACAAUAAGUCAGACAUUGAGCGUAGAGUUCAUGCUGUUAUUGAUAAGUUUGCUGAGCGAGGUUUACGAUCUCUUGCAGUAGCAUACCAGGAAGUUCCAGAAGGAAGGAAAGAGAGUGCUGGAGGCCCAUGGCAGUUUGUUGGCCUAAUGCCACUCUUUGACCCACCUAGGCAUGACAGUGCAGAGACAAUAAGGAGGGCUUUGGAUCUUGGUGUAAAUGUGAAGAUGAUUACAGGGGAUCAACUGGCCAUAGGAAAGGAAACUGGACGUCGCUUGGGGAUGGGAACCAACAUGUAUCCUUCAUCUGCUUUGCUAGGACAGGACAAGGAUGAGUCGAUUGUUGCUUUACCGAUUGACGAGCUGAUAGAAAAAGCUGACGGCUUUGCUGGUGUUUUCCCAGAGCACAAAUACGAGAUUGUGAAACGCUUGCAAGCUAGGAAACAUAUCUGCGGAAUGACUGGUGAUGGAGUUAAUGAUGCUCCUGCCCUUAAAAAAGCUGAUAUUGGUAUAGCUGUUGCUGAUGCAACAGAUGCAGCUCGCAGUGCUUCUGAUAUUGUGCUAACUGAACCUGGCCUUAGUGUCAUCAUUAGUGCUGUUUUGACCAGUCGGGCAAUCUUCCAGAGGAUGAAAAAUUACACAAUAUAUGCUGUUUCCAUCACAAUUCGUAUUGUGCUUGGUUUCAUGUUGCUCGCCCUCAUAUGGAAGUUUGAUUUUCCACCUUUCAUGGUUCUUAUUAUUGCCAUCCUCAAUGAUGGCACUAUCAUGACGAUAUCAAAGGAUAGGGUUAAACCAUCUCCUCUGCCAGAUAGCUGGAAGCUGGCCGAGAUUUUUACAACUGGAGUUGUGCUUGGUAGUUACUUGGCAAUAAUGACUGUGAUAUUCUUUUGGGCAGCAUAUAAAACAGACUUCUUCCCAAGAGUAUUUGGGGUGUCAACCCUAGAGAAAACAGCUAAUGAUGACUUCCGGAAGCUUGCCUCUGCUAUAUAUCUACAAGUGAGCAUUAUCAGUCAGGCCCUCAUAUUUGUUACUCGGUCUCGAAGUUGGUCGUUUGUUGAGCGUCCUGGAUUGUUGCUUGUGGUGGCUUUUGUGAUAGCUCAGCUGAUUGCCACCUUGAUUGCAGUCUAUGCAAAUUGGAGUUUUGCUGCCAUUGAAGGGAUUGGAUGGGGUUGGGCUGGGGUGAUCUGGCUUUAUAACCUUGUCUUCUAUUUCCCUCUGGAUAUCAUAAAAUUCAUGAUACGCUAUGCGCUGAGCGGGAAGGCUUGGGAUCUUCUCAUUGAGCAAAGGAUUGCUUUCACAAGGCAAAAGGAUUUCGGAAAGGAACAGCGUGAGCUUCAAUGGGCACAUGCACAAAGAACAUUGCAUGGGUUGCAACCACCUGAUACCAAGAUGUUUACAGAACGCACACAUUUCACAGAACUCAAUCAGAUGGCUGAAGAAGCCAAAAGAAGAGCUGAGAUUGCAAGGUUGAGGGAGCUCCACACACUGAAAGGUCACGUAGAAUCGGUGGUGAGAUUGAAGGGACUUGACAUCGACACAAUUCAGCAAGCAUACACAGUUUAA
Messenger RNA from Prunus armeniaca (apricot), 2871 nucleotides. NCBI's taxonomy places the organism in Eukaryota, Viridiplantae, Streptophyta, Magnoliopsida, Rosales, Rosaceae. The record is from the annotation of a GenBank genome assembly.